Messenger RNA from Ictalurus furcatus (blue catfish), 882 nucleotides. Its product is annotated as histone H2B. The record is from RefSeq and is a predicted model, not a curated record. Gene Ontology annotation, cellular component: nucleosome. Lineage: Eukaryota; Metazoa; Chordata; Actinopteri; Siluriformes; Ictaluridae. The coding region runs from base 249 to 623 and encodes 124 amino acids. Gene Ontology annotation, molecular function: DNA binding; structural constituent of chromatin; protein heterodimerization activity. The transcript has a single exon.
AAAAUUUCAAGCCAAUUGUUUUUUUCAUUGUGCAUGUUGUCCUGAAAGUACAACGGCGGGAAGGGAAACAAAGCGUAGCGGAGGAGGAGGCGGAGAAGUAGGAGGUGCCAUGCAGGAGGAGGUAUCGAAUUUUGGCCAAUCAAAAAAAGGUGUCUUGUCUGGGCGUUAUUAGCAUGUGGGUCUGUAAAUAGAGCAGGCGCGAGGCGGGCGCUAGUCAUUCUCUGUUCUUUUACUCGAGAAGCAGCAUCAUGCCCGAUCCAGCCAAGGCAGCGCCCAAGAAGGGAUCAAAGAAAGCCGUGACCAAGACGGCCGGCAAAGGAGGCAAGAAGCGCAGAAAGUCCAGGAAGGAGAGCUACGCCAUCUACGUGUACAAGGUCCUGAAGCAGGUGCACCCUGACACCGGAAUCUCAUCCAAGGCCAUGGGCAUCAUGAACUCCUUCGUGAAUGAUAUUUUUGAGCGCAUCGCCGGUGAGUCUUCUCGUCUGGCUCACUACAACAAGCGCUCCACUAUCACCUCCAGGGAGAUCCAGACCGCCGUGCGCCUGUUGCUUCCCGGCGAGCUGGCCAAGCACGCCGUGUCCGAGGGCACAAAGGCCGUCACCAAGUAUACCAGCUCCAAAUAAAGCGCGUUACCGCCGUCUUCAUCAACCCAACGGCUCUUUUAAGAGCCACCCACUUCUCAUACAAAGAGCGAUCUCCUCUCUUUUGCUUUUCCUCUCACGCUGUGUGUGUGUGUCUGUGUGUGUGUGUGUGUGUGUGUGUGAGAGAGAGAGAGUGAUAGAGGGGGACUUCUGAAGCGCUGCACUCCUGUGGAUGUUCAGGAUUUUGGGUGAUUAUAGCAGCCUGCUAAAUGCAGAGAUGAGUAUAUUUAAACGGUUGUAG